AUGGCGUCCCAAGUUUCAGAACUUGUGAAGCUUCCCCGGGAACUUCUCGACAACGUGGCCACCUCAUUGCCCACACAGGAUUUCAACAGCCUUCGCCUGGCCUGCAAGGAGCUGGAAGCCAAAACCUUCCCAUAUUGGGCCAAUUGCUUCUUCAAGAAGAGACAGUUCAUGAUUGACCAAUUCUCCUUACAAACCCUGGUCGACAUCUCACAGCAUGACGCCCUGUCCAAGGUUAUCAGCCACCUUAUUAUUGGCCUUGAUGAGUUUCGAGCUUUCAACCUCGAUCGAGCUUUUAGUUCCGCUGCGCAGAAUCUGCAGCCUCUCGCCGAGUUCGAUCGAUGGCGAUCUGCUGACUGCACACAGCAGGCCCUUCUCUAUGGAGGUGGCGCAGUGGAUAUGUUGUCAAGAGCACUGGUCAAUCUGCCGAAUCUCCGGACAAUCGACCUUCGUGAUUUCAAUUCUCCGACUCGGUAUCGGGACGCAGUCCCACGGAAUCCAUCCCCUCAAUGGCGAAGCUAUGGCUCGUCCCAUUACCAACAGUGGCCCCUUGGCCGAUGCUCCACCACGGGAGUGCAAAGUCUAGAAGUCAUCCUCCGAAACCAUCAUUUCGCACUUGGAGACGACGCAUUCAGUCUCUCGGGUGUUCCAGGCAGUCAGCUCGCCGCUGCUCUUCGUGGUCUCACUAAGCUGCACCUCGAUCUGAACUCGCACUGCCCACAUUUGUCUGGUCUCUCACACGUUCAAGUAACCAUGCCUAAGCGCGACUUUUUCGACCCCGCCACGACUCAUCUUCGACGUUUUCUGGGACUUACACCUAGCAUCACGUGGCUGAGGUUGAACUUCUAUCCCAACAUUGGAGCUUCACACCGAUCUUCUCCCUCGAAGCUGAUCGCAUGGCUUGGACUUGAGCCAAAUACUAUUCCACCACCAAAUUUGCCCUGGGGUCCGGGGAACCCAGCUCCUAUCACGCUGCCCUUACGAAGGCUUGACCUUGGAAACGUCAAAACAAGCCCGGUUAUUUUCCGCAGGCUCCUGAAGAAAUUCACCCGUCUAGAGUGCAUUAGCAUCAGGGAUAUUUGUUUGCGGGACGCGGAGGCCACCUCCGAUUCGCAUGAGUCCGAUAUCGAGGACAAUGAUGACUGCCUGUGGGCUAGGUUCAUCCGCAACCUACAUGCCACAAAUCAAAAUAUCAAGAAAGUCGAACUAAGCCGACUCAUGGAAGAAACAUCUCACGGUUCAAACACCAUUGUUUUUUGCAACGAAGCCGUCCCCUCAGAGUAUACUGUCUUCGCUAGCAUUCAGAUCACUGAUACUGCCUCGUUGAGGCGGCUUGCUGACAACACCUGGACGGACAUUCGUUGGCAUAAAUCGCAAGGUCUUGGUGAUGGUGAUGUGGUGGACGAGGACGGCGAGAUCUACGUUGAUUCAGAGCUUGACACUGAUGAAGAUAGCGAGGGUCUCUCUGAAGACGAUGGGAACUCUGAAGACAAUCAGUGA
Diaporthe amygdali is the source of this 1497-nucleotide messenger RNA. RefSeq names its product f-box domain containing protein. The coding region runs from base 1 to 1497 and encodes 498 amino acids. Gene Ontology annotation, molecular function: protein binding. Lineage: Eukaryota; Fungi; Ascomycota; Sordariomycetes; Diaporthales; Diaporthaceae. The transcript has 3 exons. The record is from RefSeq and is a predicted model, not a curated record.